Molecule: messenger RNA, 693 nt
Organism: Sabethes cyaneus
Lineage: Eukaryota; Metazoa; Arthropoda; Insecta; Diptera; Culicidae
Product: HIG1 domain family member 2A, mitochondrial
Exons: 2
Coding region: 187-519 (110 amino acids)
Biological process (GO): mitochondrial respirasome assembly
Cellular component (GO): mitochondrion
Source: RefSeq, a predicted model, not a curated record
CGAGUGCAAGUGCAACGCAGUUGCAGUUCGACAUUAUUCAAUUAUUAUUUUUGAUUCACUUGGUUUAAAACUUUUUCACUUCUGCGCCUUAGGAAAUACCGGAAAAAGAUAAUGCGGAGUAGUAUAUAAGAACAUAACAGAAUUAAAAUAUUACUACUUUCGUUAUCCUGAAAAAUAACCAGCACUAUGUCCAAUACACAAACGGCAACCGCUCCAAGCGUUAAGCAGCAAGCCGAACUGGAAUGGAUCCAAAUGCGAGCGGACUACGCGGACAUUCAUGCCGAAACGACGCGGGAAAAAAUGGAACGCAAGAUUCGUGAAAACCCACUCGUACCCAUUGGGUGCGCGGCUACGCUAGGCGCUCUAAGCUUUGGGUUGUGGAACUUCCGUCAAGGGAAAACAAAAAUGUCCCAAUAUAUGAUGCGGGCUCGAAUUUUGGCGCAAGGAUUUACCGUUGUGGCUCUGAUUGUUGGCGUAGGAAUGACUUAUACCAAGAAGAAGGACGAAGAGAAAAAGUAAAGUGUUGCAGGCAUGACUCAGCAAAUUGCUUUUUUGUAAGGAAUCUUGUGUGAUUGUGCUUAUUAGUGUUGCAAAUACAUGUUAGUUGAUUUAACCAGGACAAACUUUAUUUUCCUAAUCGAGUUUCUUUUUAACGUCGUCAAUUUCAUCGUAAACGUCGGUUGAACCCGGUUC